CAGGGGCGGCAUCUCGUGGCAAGACCUCCGCACUCAGCGUCUCGUCCAACUCCGCAGCGGGCUUGAUGCCAGCCAGGACAUCAGGAACCGCCACAAGCUCCUCGGUCGUCUGUGGCAGUCCUUCCUCACGCACAGGAAGGAGCAGGGGAUCUGGAAGGCCGAGUUCCGCUUCGGCUGCAGCGGCCAGCGCGGCCUCUUGUUCCUGCUCUUCGGCGCCGAUGAUGUCGAAGUCCUGGCCACCCUCAUCGAGCGCGGCGACGACUCCUACGCGUUCGAGAUGAAGCACGGCAGCCUCGCCCCGUUCGGGGUCGACCGUAGCGCGACCGACGAGAUCGCUGCAGCAUCUCUGCCAUAG
Prorocentrum cordatum is the source of this 355-nucleotide messenger RNA. The record is from the annotation of a GenBank genome assembly. NCBI's taxonomy places the organism in Eukaryota, Dinophyceae, Prorocentrales, Prorocentraceae.